AUGACUCUUGGUGGCUUACUUAUCAAUCGUCGUACCAAACGACAGUAUCGUUUAGAUGGAUGCCGUCGAUCACGUAAAAAUCCUUUAUUAAAUUUAGCACGACCAUUUUUAUCUUUAUUAACUGGUUCACAAUUACCAAAUGUUGUUGAUUUACGUCCAUUUUUAAGUCCAAUUGAAGAACAAUAUACAUUUGGUUCAUGUGUUGGUAAUGCAUUAGCAUCAAUAUUAGAAUAUUUUUAUUAUUAUACAACUGGUCAUAUAAAAAUAUUUAGUCGUUUAUUUAUUUAUUAUAAUGCUCGAAUGAUGGAAGAUGAAAUAUCACAACGAAAUGCAACUAAAACAGAUUCUGGUGCUGAUAUACAAUAUGCUAUUGUAAGUUUAAUUAAAUAUGGUUGUUGUGAAGAAAAAUUUUGGCCAUUUUAUGAAUAUCUUAUUAAUAAACAACCAAAUUAUGAUGCAUAUGAAAAUGGACAAAAUUAUUGUUUAAAUGAAUUUAGUCGUCUUUCAAAUAAUAUCAAUCAAUUACGACAAUGUCUUGCUCAAGGUUAUCCAUUUAUAAUGGCUAUUAAAAUAUUUUCAUCAUUUGGAUCAAAUCAUCAUGGUUAUAUACCCAUGCCAAAAAAAUAUGAAAAACCAUCACAAUAUCGACAUGCUAUUAUUUGUGUAGGUUAUAUACAUUCAGAACGUGUAUUUAUUAUACGUAAUUCACAUGGUAUUCAUUGGGGUGAUCAUGGUUAUGGUUAUUUACCAUAUGAAUAUGUUAUAGAUAAAAUUUUAACAAAAGAUUUAUGGGCAUUAAAAUCAAUUAAAAAUAUGAUAUCAAUACGAAAUGAAGAACAUAUGACAUGGAAUAAUUUUCCUAUGUUAUCAAAAUCAUUUAGUCAACAAGAUAUGAUUGAUGAUCGAUCACAAUGUGAUAUUGAAUAUUCAAAUGAUGAAGAUAAUGAACAAGAUGAAUCCGAAUUAGCUAAUAUUUCUAAACAAUAUCAGCGUCAUUAUUCACAAGAAUCGGAAAUAGAACGUGCAGCAUCACCAGCACAACUUGAAGAAAAUCAUUUCAUACAACCAUCUUUAUUAAAUUACUAUCCAAUAGCUUAUAAUCCACCUCCGACUAUAUUUAUGAAUACAUCUGUAAUGGGACCUUUUCCUUAUAAUAAUUCAUCUAUGUUUUAUCCAACAUCUUUCUUUAGAUCAUUUUAA
Rotaria sp. Silwood1 is the source of this 1200-nucleotide messenger RNA. The record is from the annotation of a GenBank genome assembly. Lineage: Eukaryota; Metazoa; Rotifera; Eurotatoria; Philodinida; Philodinidae.